GCCCCCGCCCCGCUCUGGAUGCCCAUCGCGGCUGCUCGGGCCGGGGGGUGGCUGCGGCUCCCCGGCGCGGGGCGCGGGCCAGGAUGCCGGUGCUGGAGCGCUUCUUCCCCGCGGCAGAGCCGGGCAGGCGGAGGAGGACGGGGGAAGAGCCGAUGCCCUUUCCCGUGGGCAGCCUGCCCGGUUAUCAGCAGGGAACCCUGGCCUGGGAUUUGCCCGAGAUGAUCAAGAUGGUAAAGCUCGUUUGGAAAUCCAAGGGAGAGCUCCGCGGGGCGAAGCACAGAGGGGUUCUGGAGAGCGAGGACGCCCUGGGCAGUUCGUCAGGAGAUGCACGGGUGAGAGGUCAGACAGGGGUUCUCUCCGAGCGCCGUGGCUCCUACCCAUUUAUAGACUUCCGUCUUCUUAACAAUACUACACUCUCAGGGGAAAUCGGCACCAAGAAAAAAGUGAAAAGACUGUUAAGUUUCCAGAGGUAUUUCCAUGCAUCCAGGUUACUGCGAGGAAUUGUACCACAAGCCUCUCUGUACCUACUGGAUGAGGACUACCUUGGGCAAGCAAGGCAUAUGCUAUCCAAAGUGGGAAUGUGGGAUUUUGACAUUUUCUUGUUUGACCGCUUGACAAAUGGAAACAGUCUCGUAACACUGCUUUGUCACCUCUUCAAUGUGCAUGGACUUAUUCACCAUUUCCAGUUAGACAUGGUUACAUUACACAGGUUUUUAGUUAUGGUUCAAGAAGAUUACCAUAGCCAAAACCCAUACCACAAUGCUGUCCAUGCUGCUGAUGUCACACAAGCUAUGCACUGCUAUCUGAGAGAGCCCAAGCUUGCCAACUUCCUCACCCCGUCGGACAUCAUGCUGGGACUGCUAGCUGCUGCGGCCCAUGACGUGGAUCACCCAGGGGUCAACCAACCCUUUUUGAUUAAAACGAAACACCACCUUGCCAGCCUGUACCAGAACAUUUCAGUGCUGGAAAACCAUCACUGGCGAUCUACGAUAGGCAUGCUGCGAGAGUCACGGCUCCUCGCCCAUCUGCCCAAGGAGGUGACACAGGACAUCGAGCAGCAGUUGGGAUCCCUGAUCUUGGCAACAGACAUCAACAGGCAGAAUGAGUUUUUGAUCCGUCUGAAAUCUCACCUUGACAAUCAGGAUUUGAGGCUGGAGGAUGCACAAGACAGACAUUUUAUGCUUCAGAUUGCACUCAAGUGUGCUGACAUUUGCAACCCUUGCCGGCUCUGGGAUCUGAGCAAACAGUGGAGUGAACGGGUCUGCGAAGAGUUUUACCGGCAAGGUGAUCUAGAACAAAAAUUUGAACUGGAAAUAAGCCCCCUUUGUAAUCAGCAGAAGGAUACAAUACCAAGCAUACAGAUUGGGUUCAUGACAUACAUCGUUGAGCCACUCUUUGAGAGGUGGGCCCAGUUUACAGGCGAUACUCCCCUAUCUGAAAAUAUGCUAAACCAUCUCAGGAGGAACAAGGCCAAGUGGAGAAGCUUGCUCCACAAGCAACACAGCAGUAGUAGGAGCAAUGACCACUCAGGUCAAGUGACUGGCAGCCAGGAACAGACUUUAAAUGAAGAAGAGACUCCUUAGUGGCAGCUUUGCACUUUUCCUUAUAGCACUGCUAUCUCCGUUUUGGUCACAGCAGCAAGUAAGAUCCCAAGUAGCCAGGAGCCUGUUGUUGAAACCGUGCGAAGGGAAGAAAUGGCAAAGCAGAAGCUGUAAGGGUCCUCACCAACAAGCCCGAGGUUCUGCUGGUUUCUUUCUGAUCCUCACGUUCCGUUCCUCUCCCCUCUCUUCGUCCUGCGCAUGCCUGAUGUCAUCCAUCACUCCUGACCACGAACUGUCCGAAUGCGGAGUCCCAGUCAGUAGUAGUUACGGCUGCCGUGAAGUAGGGAGGAUUCCUGAGAGAGAAGGGGAGACAGAGAGGUACUCUUGGUUAUAUAUUCAUUUACCACAAGUCAUACUGUGACAUAUGUAUAUAGGCCCAGAGCACCACACAUGUUCCAGGCUGGCAGCUGGGCUGCACAUUAAACCACCAGCAUCUUCAGCAUCCAGAGGACACAGGCUGACAGAUGGUGCUCACAGAGGGCAGAGAGAGUCUGGUUGUUUUAGUAAUUAAAACAAAAACCUUUUUAACUUUUGUAUUCUGUGCACUAAACAACAGAUCUAAAAACCUUGGACUGAAGUUACUCUCUGUAUACAUGCCUCCAGUGUAACAAGGCUCAUUUUGGUAAUCAUUUUUAUGCCACUUUGGAUAAAAGACGGGCAUCUUCUCAUUGCAAGGAACAGUAUUCCCUCACAACCAAAAGGGAAGGUGUAGUACAGUCUAAACCUUUGAAACAUGAACAGAUCUAUCUUUUGAGUACUGUUUCAAGUAACCUGUUUAUAUUCAUAUGUGUACAUUUUCUGUAAAUACAAAGCGCUACUGAUUCCCAUGCCAAAAUACUGGAGUACUGUGGGAUUGCUACCUGUAAAAACAUUGGCACUGUGAACAGAAUACUGUUAGUUUUAAUACAAGAGAAAGCAUUUGUAAAUAUGGUAUAGAGUUUAUUAAUAUACACCAUUGUUUGUGGAUAAAAGCCUUAACUUUUAGCAUCCUUCAUAGCUGCCAAAAUCAUAUGAUUACAAGAUACGAUUCUGAACUGCCUUUCCACUAUCCAAGGUGUAUCAAAGGUCAUUAAGGAAUGAAGUCUGGCAGGAUAACUUCUUGAAAACUUCAAACACAUUCCAUAUGGGUCCAUGUUGUUAAUCCAUGGCACCUUGCACAUUUGGUCUAGGCAAAUGUUUCACAGAGCCUGAAGUUCAAAAAAACCCGAGCCUCACAGCAACACCACAUGAUUUGACAGUUCAACCUGAUUACCAUUUAUUCAAGCGUGUGAAUUUUUACUAAAUAGCUUAGUGGUCUACAAAGCACGACAUUCAGUAGUUCUGGAGUCCAGUUGUUUUCUCAAGAGAUGUUGCAGUGUAGCUGAUUUUUCCCCCCAUUCCCUUCUUAGAUAGCCAGUGUCAAAAUGCAUUUGUAUUUUUCUUGUAAUUUAAAUAAUACUUCAACUGACUUUUAGAUUGGUCUCAUCAAUGAAGGAAAAAAAUCUGUUGCAGUCAGACUAUUAAGAAAAAUCUCUUAACUGUCAUAGUAGCUGAGGAAUUUUCUAUGAUCUUGUGUUUGUGAAAGAUACAUGGCCUUAACUAUGCCAUAAACAACCUCAGUUUGGAAAGUCUUUAUAAAACUUAAGCUUCCAUCAUUUCAAUGAGAUUGUAUUCUCAAGUGGUAGUCCCCUUCUCCUCUGCCCCCAGUAAAAAUAACUGCACUCAGGUGAAGUAUAGUGUUGUAAACCUCCAGUACAUCAAAUCUGGAUAGCUGUUUUCCAAAAGAACUAGCAGAUAUGGCCAUAUAAUUAUGUUUGGAUGUGAAUACCUUGAAGAGGUCAACAAAGAAAGAGCUAUUUAAGUCGGUGUUUGAGAAAGAUAUUUACUCAUAAAAGUGCAAGGGGAGAUAUAAUAGAUUUUUCUCAAUUACAGGGGAUAUUGAUAAGAGAAAGUUCAUGCUCAGAAGGUGACUAAUAUGUUUAAAGGAAAAUAAAAAGCAUAAGUUUUAGUAAAGUAUGUUUUACUCUAAUUCUUUGUGUGUAUCUUAAGAGAAAGAAGCUGAAACCCAGUGAAGUAGGAGGGUGGAAAACACUGUGAGAACAAAAAGCACUCCAAGAAUGAUGUUUUUCUUCCCCCUCUACUGUUACAUAAGGUAUAACCAGUAGAAAAUCUCUUUCUUCCUCCCACUUCUAGAUGAGACUCACAUAUUAGAAGGACCACAGCAAGCAGAGAGAGAGAGAGAGAGAGAGAGAGAGAGAGAGUUGUAAUAUAAUUAAAUUGUUUCUAACUACAGGAUGUAAUUUCUUCUUAACCACCUGAUGGUAGGGGCAGAAGCAUCGCCAUUUUGCAGCUUUUUAGGUGUAUCUUUCCUUCUGACAGAUUUAGGACAAUUAUUAGGACAUUACACAAGCAGUGUAAUGUGCUGCUUAGAAGCACUUAAGUACAUACAAAAGGAUAUAAUUUCCCUUGUUUUGUCUUUUUACUAAGAAAUGAAAGCCCUUUUCCUUCUAGUUCAAAGAAAUUUUUUACAAUGUUCUGAAAUUUAGUUAAACAAACACAGUGUCUAGCAGCAUAAAAAGCUCUUGACAGAGACAUUGUUGAGCUGUUUCUGAAGAGCUUCCAGAAAAUAGGUCCAGCAGGUACAAAUGAAAUUUUGUUACAGCUACAUUAAACUCAAGCCUUUUUCUACAAGUGGAGCCUACAGUCCAUUACAAGUUUGCUCUUACCAAGCUAAAACUUUUCAACUUUAAAAAGCUGCUCUGAAAAUUGUGGGGGAUUUUGGCACACUGAUUUGCUAGAUUUCAUACCUGCUAGAUUUCAGUCACCUUGUCUAAUGACAUAGUGCUUGAAAUAGGUUCAGGGUGGCUCCAGCAAUGCUUCUGUACUUGUGAGCCAAACCUAUUACACAAAUUUGGGUCUGGCCAGUUUGCCUCAGGUGUUCCAGACAGAGGUGUGCUGAAAAGUUGGGCUCUGGCAGCAGAUUCCUGGCAGCCAAAUUCACUGGGGUCUGUGAUGCAAAGUGCUACCUUCUGAUUUCCCUUAGAAGCCAAACAAUGACCGAUAACAGCCAAUCCAACAACACCAGUGUUCAGUAUAUGUGGUUGUGAUACACACUUGGUAUUCUGUAGUUUGGAGGGCAUUUCUGCACCAGGUUUUCUCCCCAGGAUGCCAACAGAAUGCUGAUGCACAGAAUAUAAAAAACUAUGCAGAUAAUACAGAUUUCUGUGUUUUCAGCCCCAUUAGCCACUUUACAGAAAGCCUUUGUACAGUGUUUUUCCUUCUUACUGGGCCAGUGCAGGUAAAAGAUUUUGAAGUUUUUUUAAAACUGAGUUAAGGUUUCCAUAUAUGGAAAGAAAAAGAAAACUACUAAAAGCAAGAGGUCAAAAUGUUUUUAUGGCUCACAACUGCAAUUCAUUUGAUUAAAAUCUAGCUUCUUUAAAUGAAGAUUUCAUAUCAUCAAAGAAGAAAUUUUGUAUAAUUAAGAACAAUAAUAAGUGAUGAUAAAUGAUAAGUGAAAAUUUUAGGCUGGUUAAAAUAAUGCAUACAUAUGCAUUGUCAAUAAGUCAAGAUUUUACUUACCUUUGGGUUUUUAAGUGUCAAUAGUCCAGCCACCAGCCAAAAGGACUAUUAAAAACAUGUAUCUUUGGAAUAAAGGAACAAAGAGAGGAGUAGCUGAAAUGGAGUCUAUGGAGGAAAAAGAAAAAAAUAAAACACAUGAUCUGCCAUUGUAUCUAACCUAAUCUACAACACAGGUCAAUUAUUUUUGUAUGAACUUGUGAUUUUCAUGAAGAAAACCAAGACCUCCCCAAUGAUUAGUAGCAGUGAAAGCUGUUACCACAGUAAAUAAGAUAUGCCCACUGCAUAGCUAUCUUACCAGCUUUUCCAGUCUGUGGUUGAAAUUUCUGUUAAAUGUUUCUGUCAAAUUAGACACAAAAUGCACACCAGCCCUUCCGAAUGGAUUCUUCUAAGAAAGGAGAAACACUCAAGUAGUUACAAUUUUAUUUUCAGGUACCAGCCAGGGUACCAGCCAUAAUUUAUAGCCUGAUAUUUUAAGUCACUCAGCUGAGUUGUCCAUAAAAUAUGCCCAUUCUUCUCCUCAUACCACCAUCCCCCACUCAUGGCCCACAAAAAUCAAUAAUUAAAUUUGAAUGAAGAUCCUGCAAAUCCAAAAAAAGCCACCCCAAACAGAAACAAAACAAAACCACAAGGCAAGUUUCAUGCCAUGAAUAUGUAUUCAAAUUACUUUGAUUGGUGCAAACUGUUACUCUAUUAUUUGUUUCUAUAAUCCAUCCAAUAUUUUAGGUACAUAAACUUUUAAGUGCAGAGCAUAAGUUUGACUUGGAUGUAAAAUAUAUUCUGCUUAUCUUUGAAUUCAAGAUUGUAUAUGUCAUGUUUAUUGUAAAGCAUUUUAUAUAUACAUAUUUGCAUAUCUUAGACAACUCUUUGGGCCAAAAACUGGUCCCCUCAACUUCACUGGGACCAAGAAUCAGCCCCCGUAUGUGCGUAUAUAUGCCAUAUGCAUCAUUCUGAAAGGAAGCACUAGAUUGUGUGAAAAUGCUGUGACUGCUAUGCAGUGAUGCCAAGAGACUUAACUGUAUCUUUUUUAACAUACUGCUGUAAGUAUUCAUCAUGUCAAAGAAUGACAACUAAUAAAAAAAAAGAAGUGUCUCAA
Neopelma chrysocephalum (saffron-crested tyrant-manakin) is the source of this 6252-nucleotide messenger RNA. RefSeq names its product phosphodiesterase 7B (gene PDE7B). The record is from RefSeq and is a predicted model, not a curated record. The coding region runs from base 84 to 1583 and encodes 499 amino acids. The transcript is spliced from 12 exons. Gene Ontology annotation, molecular function: 3',5'-cyclic-AMP phosphodiesterase activity. Lineage: Eukaryota; Metazoa; Chordata; Aves; Passeriformes; Pipridae.